UUCCUGAAUAGACUUCACUGAAGACCUGAGAGAGCUGCAGACUGGAGGCUCAAAGGGUCAUGAUGAGGUGUGAUGUUAAGAAUUAAUCUCAGGUGUGUUCUGGUGGUCUGGGUGGUCAUCCUGUCAGAGAGUUUAUCUUCAGCAGGUCGUCCGGCCCCUCCCUCUCGCCCUGACUGUUUUAUCCCUUGUAAUGAAAACUGUCAGGUAGAUAUCCACUGCACCUGGGAACCGGGGCUGGACCCUGAGACCCCCGCUAACUACACCCUACACUGGAAGUCAAACCAUUCAGAGCGUCAGCAUGCGUUUCAUGGAACCAGUCUGUACGGUUUAAUCCUUCGUCGACACUUUUCCAGCCACGAUAAUCUUCAUGUUUGGGUCCAGGUGAAGAACCAGCACGGUUCUGUCGAAUCUGGAGAGGCUACGUUCAACACAGCAGAAAUCUUCAAGCCGCCUCCUCCUGAAGUCACAUGGAGUGUUCGGGAGCCGUUAGAGAUUUCCUGGACCUCCAGCUGUGAUCAGCUGCAGCACUCUCUGGGGUCCUGUGAUGUCCGACACCGGACUGGGGCUGGUCAGGACUGGAUCCAGGAGGGGUCUUUUCACGGCAGCUUCACGUUCCACAGUCCUCGGCCCUGCUCGGUCUAUGAAGUUCAGGUCCGCUGUGCCUGUGACUCAGGCUUAAGGAGUAACUGGAGUGGAUCCCUUUGGAAAAGCAGCAUAGGGACAGCACCGGUGGGAGAGCUGGAUGUGUGGAGGGACUGUGGGAUCUCUCCUCAGAGCUCUGACUGUGUUCUCACCUGGAAGGAGCUUCCAGCGUCCCAGGCUUGUGGUCUCAUUCUAGGAUAUGCAGUGAGACUGUCUCACCUGGACAGCUCUGUGGUGUUUGUGAACGUCUCCACAGCUGAGCACAGAGGCCCGUUGGUGUGUGAGGAGAUGAAAUGUUACUUGAACUCCUCUCUGAAGGGCGUGUCAUCAGUCAGCGUGUCGGCCUAUAACGCUCAUGGAGCCAGUGGGCCUUCUCACCUGUCUGUGCCUGUAACAGUUAAAGGGGACAAACAGAAAGGUUUUUACCUGAAGAUGACUGAGGACAACCUCACUGUGUCCUGGAACUUCUCCUCCGUGCUCUCUGAGAACUUGAAGGAAUAUGUGGUUCAGUACAAACUGACAGGAAGUCCCCUGGGCCAAGGACUGGACUGGGUCAGAGUUUCAAACAGCAAUACAUCUGCUUUUUUAAAAGGUCAAUUUAAGAGGUACAAGCCUUACCAAGUGUCCCUCCUGACAGUAUCAUGCAGCAACCUGUCAUCUGGUUCAUCACCUGUCCAGCAUCUGUCAUCAGCAAUUGGAUUUUCCCAUCAGGGCACCCCAUCCAGAGUCCCAUCGUUUAAGGUGCAGUCCAUUGCUGUCAGUGAUGUGACCCUGUCCUGGGAGCCUGUCCCUCUCCUCCAACAGAAUGGGAUCAUCUUGUUCUACCAAAUAGGAGUUAACAGACACAAUGUUUACAACGUGAGUUCAUCCCUGACCUCCAAGCAGCUGAGAGUUCAUCCAGGCCAGGAGUACGAGGUGUGGAUACGAGCCGUGACAGCAGCCGGGCCGGGAGAAAACACCACUGUGACCUUCAACACCAAUCCCCAUGAAGACUAUGUGUACUUUGGCCUGGUCCUGCCCGUGGUCCUGUCCCUGGUCUUGGUUCUGGUCCUGGUGUCUCUGUCCUGCCUUUGUCCAGGAGCAAAAACAACAUGUCCUCUGAUGCGUCAGUGUUUCCUCAAGGUGCCGGAUCCUCGAAACAGCCACAUCUUCAGAAAGGUGAAGAACCAGAUUAAUGACUCCUCAGAUUGGAUCUGCGUCUGUGAGCCACAUCCAAAGAUCUCUCUGUUGGAGGUUGUGGAAAUCCAAUCCUGGGCUUUUAAAUCCAGUCUGAAGAAAACCUCCAACCCUGAAGGAUCCACCAGGCCAGCAGACAGAGACAGAUCUUCCCAGAAGGACCGCACAGAUGAGGAGAGGGAGGACACGGUCACAGGGGAUAGUCAGAGGACAGACAACAAAUACAGAGCAGAGGCAUACAGCAGAAUCAUCGACUCAGACGAGGAGGAAGAGAAGGGGGAAAAGGAGGAGGGGGUGGACUGUUGUAGCUCCUCAAAAGAACUGUUGGAGACGGGUUAUGAGAAGCACUUCAUGCCCACUGCUGAGGAAAUACUGGAAGCUGUGUGAUGGACCGUCCUCUCUCAGGACGGUCCAUCUCUCUUCCCGAGCUUGAUCCUGUUUUCGUUUAUUUCACUCUCAGAUGUCCACGUCUCUUUUCAUGUGUUCCUCAGGUUCUGCUGAUGCUCCAUACUUAGAUUCUGUGUCAAACCACAGAAAAAGUGAAUAAAAUGUACAAAUUCAUGAUGUUGGGAAGAGGAUUAAAAUCUAUGUACAACUGUA
This is a messenger RNA of Notolabrus celidotus (New Zealand spotty), 2418 nucleotides long. RefSeq names its product interleukin 12 receptor, beta 2a, like (gene il12rb2l). The record is from RefSeq and is a predicted model, not a curated record. Gene Ontology annotation, cellular component: external side of plasma membrane; signaling receptor complex. The transcript is spliced from 15 exons. Bases 73 to 2205 code for a protein of 710 amino acids. Gene Ontology annotation, biological process: cytokine-mediated signaling pathway. Lineage: Eukaryota; Metazoa; Chordata; Actinopteri; Labriformes; Labridae. Gene Ontology annotation, molecular function: cytokine receptor activity; cytokine binding.